AUGGCGUCAGCGUUGCGCAGCGCCGGUGACGGGGCCGGCUUUGUUCGGUUUCUUGCAACCUACAACAGCCUUACAGACAAACACCUGGCUGGCUAUUUCAGCAAUAGGAGGAUAAGACGACAUCUGCAGAGAUCAGGACUGAUCUCAAAGAGUGGAAGAAUAAUACCUGAGAAAGAGUAUCGGCUAAAUGCUAUGAGGAAGGAUCACCAAAAAUGUGUGCAGGAGUGCCUGGCUCAGGCCAUAUUUCAUAAGGUCCUUGACAUGGAGCGUCAUCAUCAACUGGAAAUAAAAAGGAGACUUGAAAAUUUUGUGAGGAAGGAAAGGGUGCAAAAAAUCAAGGUGGAACAAUCCAGAAGGUCUGUGGAAGGUGCUAACCUUAUACUUUCCCCACAUCCACCACUUGGUCCAAGAAGUCAUUAUGGGCUAUUUCCCUUAGUGGCUGCAGAACGAGCUAGUCCUUCACAGCUGGCUGCUGCUUCUCGGCCGAACACUGCUCCGGGGAAUCUGCAGGCCCCGCUGCAGCGCCAGCCCCUUCGCAGCGGCGCUGCCGCAGCGGCUCUGCGCAAGACCUCGGCCUUGAGGCAGAGGAGCCCCACGCUUGAAAGCGAUCAGCGGUUUGCCAGUGGGGGGGAGAAGAGUCAGUUGAGACUUAUGAACUCAGUAGAAUACGUAACUGGUGUGUCCCCAUAUCGACUCCCCAUCAUUAACAAUUAUGUGAUACCAGUGCCACCUCCCCCCCUGCAAACAGGAGACAGGAGUGUAAAAAUCCUGAGAAAUGGGAUGCGCAGGAGAAGACGAUUUCGUCCUACCACUGCACCAAAUGACUUGGAACAACUUUUAUCGAAGAGUUCUGGAAAAUUCCACAAGCCCUCAUUACGUAGCAAUGCACUUGUUACCAUGAUCUUCCUAGGAAAAGGUGUGCGUUUAUGUCAUGACGAUACUGAUUUCAGAGAUGAAAUCAAAGUCUAUCAGCAGCACUGUGGAGGAGAAAACCUAUGUGUCUACAAAGGCAAGCUCUUGGAAGGAGAGACCUUUCAGUUCACCUCAAAAAGGCACCACGGUUUCCCAUUCAGCCUCACCUUUUUUCUCAAUGGGAUGCAGGUGGACAGGUCGAGCUCUUGCUGUGAGUACAAACAUCAGAAGCAUUCCAGGCUGGGAGGCAGACAUGGAUAUUUUGGUUUUCUCAAUGUGGAGAGAGCGUCUCCUUGCUAUAGGUGCAUUAUUGCAAUGGGCCUGGACAAAAAGCCAUCCCCUCCCAAGAAGAAGAUGGACAAGGAGAGCAGUGAAAAGCAAGCAGGGUCUCUGGGAGCUGGAGUGCACAGGGAGCCGAGUGAAAGCUGUGCUGAGCAGACAACAGGCAAAGAUCCAACGUUAGCCAUUUCACCGGAUCAUGGAGCAAGUGUGGAACCUAUGGAGGACAAAGGGGAGACAGGAGAGGAGUACAGAAGAGCAGAAAUGAAAGAGCUGUCUGAUCAAGAGACUGAAGAUAGUCAGGAAGACACUGGUAAAAAUGACUAUGAUGAAGAUUUUGAAGCAGAUGAAGAAGUUAAUGAAGAAGGACAGACUAGUGAUCAAAUGAGUGGAAUGUCGAAGUCAUCCUCAGAUGAUGAGAAAGAUAAUUUAGACCGUGAAAAAGAGAGUAGAAGUUCAUCACAGGAGGCACUGCAGGCCUCUGACGGUGAGAAAGAUGAAAAUGAUGGACAUUCUGACAGUGACUCAGAGGAUAAUGAACAAGAUAGGAGGUCUUUGCACUGCUCCUCGUCCAUGAGUACUUUGUACAGCAGUGAAGAUGACUCUGCUGAAAAGUUCAACGGCAACGUUAAGGGCAAUGAGGAGUAUGAUAUUGAAACGGCAGCUGGUAACAUAGCUCACACAAAGUAUGGAAAUGAGAAUGGGGAGAAUGAUCAGCAUCAAGGCCCUGAAGUUGGUGGGCACCUCGAACACGCUGCGGCAGUAGAAGGUAACACAAGGGAAGAUGGGGAGCAGGUGGCACAUAACGGGAAGGAAGAUGGUGAGGAAGAUGUCGCAGUGUCUUUGGAAGAUCAUAUGAUGGAAGUAGAGGAUAGAAAUGAAGAGUCUUCUCAGAGUGACGAAGGAGGUGAAUUGGAGUAG
Molecule: messenger RNA, 2112 nt
Organism: Tinamus guttatus (white-throated tinamou)
Lineage: Eukaryota; Metazoa; Chordata; Aves; Tinamiformes; Tinamidae
Source: RefSeq, a predicted model, not a curated record